CAGGAACAUCAAGCCAUUUGACACAACGUUGGGACCAUGUCUCAGUUUACCGCUGAAGACGAGGCUGAGCUCCAGUCGCUGCUGAGACGGCUGCUGAAGAGCGUUAAGGACAGGAUCUCAGGCGCACCUUCCAUAGAGUGCGCUGAGGAGAUCCUACUACACCUGGAGGAGACGGACAAGAACUUCCACAAUUAUGAGUUUGUGAAGUACCUGCGUCAGUACGUGGAGAGCUCCGUGGGGCCAGUGGUGGAGGAGGAGACGGAUAGCGGUGCCCGAGGAGAGGCCCACGCUGUGGGGCCAGGUCAGGACACCCUGGUACACGUCGUCACCAAGAAGACCAGGGAGUCUGCAGAAUACCACCAGAUGAUGCAGACCCUGAAGAACACCAUGAUGGUGGUGGUGGAGUCUCUGAUCAACAGGUUUGAGGAAGACCAGCUGAGGAAGGAGGAGAUGCACAGAGAGAGCCAGACAGAGCAGUCCAACAGUCACUACGACAACUGCUCCGACAGUGACUCUUCCUUCAACCAGAGUUAUGCUUUCAUCAAACAAGAGCAGCUGCAAGUUCUCGCAGAAAAGCUGGACCCAAGCCGACCUAAAGAGGUGCGCUGGGAGGCCCUGCAGACACUGUGCUGUGCUCCCCCCUCCGACGUGCUGAGCUGUGAGAGCUGGAGUGGACUCCGUAGAACCCUCUCUGCUGCCCUGGCUGACCCUGACCCUGACCUAAGCGACAAGGUCCUGCGAUUCUUUGCUAAAACCUUCUCCUCCUCUCCUCUGAACGUAACCAGAGAGAUCUACACCAGUCUAGCGAAGAGCCUAGAGUCUGACUUCCUUUACCACAAGCUGAGACUUCCUUCUGGUUCAGCUGGUCUGGACGUCAACAGGCCAGACAUCACCAGGCUCCUCAAACAGAUGCGCCUGAUGAACGACUUUCAAAAGGAAGUGUCAGCCUUCUGGAUACGCCACCCUGAGAAAUACAUGGAGGAGAUCAUAGAGAGCACCUUCUCCCUCCUGACCCUCCACCAGCACCCCGGGCUGGGCCCCCAGGCCACAGAAAAGGCCCUGGAGCCCACCCACCUCCUGGGCCUGCUUGACAUCAAGGCUUCCUGGUUCAAGAAGUGGAUGCAUGGCUACUACAGCAGGACUGUUGUCUUCAGACUUCUGGAUAGGAAGUACAAGUCUCUGACAGUGGCUGCUGUGCAGCAGUGCAUCUGCUACUACGAGGCCUGUGACCAGGCCAGAGAGGAGACCACAGAGAUGCUCCACAGCCUGGAGAGACAGCACAUCAACCCACCCCAGAGGAGUAUGUACACCAGGAGAGAGUUGGAGUAUGCAUACUUCGUCCACUCUCUGUGUGUUCUAGGAAGGCUCCUCAUGUACGCCAACGGCAGGAAGCUCUUCCCCAUCAAAGUCAGGAGGCGGAAAGAGCCCGUCACCCUGGCCGACCUGGUGGUCAUCCUGAUAAGAAUACUGUACCAGCACCCCAGGCCAUACCUGGGAUACUCCUCGCACACAGCCUCCCUGUCUCCCACCUGCCUGGUCAGGGAGGUGCUGGGCACCGUGUGUGACAGCACGGAGUCUGUGGUGGAGGGUCUGUUUCAGACCCCGGUCCUCCUCACCCUGAUGGCCCCCAUCGUCAGCCUGCUCAAGGGCCAGCAGGCCAAAUUAAACUGCCCGGCGACAACGUUGAUUCACAUAGCAGACACUCUGGCCAGGAUGGCCAGCGCUCAGGGGGGGCUGUCUCUGUUCCUGCAUGAGCGGAGUCUGGAGGUGACAGAGGGCCAGGGUAUCCCAGCUGCCCACGCCAUCGUCCAGUUCACCCAGAGGCUCCUGGGUAGAGAGUUCCCCUGGCUGGGCGAGGGGGAGGCAUGGCACGGCGUCUGCGGCGCCUUCGUCUUCGUGUGUCGGCAGAUGUACAACACCUGCGAGGGGCUGCAGGAGCUCCGCCCCUACGCCCUGCAGGACGUCCUGGCCAGCGCCUGGAAACAGACCAGCUCCCAGUCAGAGAGCAUCUCCACUCCCACUCCUGGAGCAGAAGCUAGAAACGCCUCCCAGGAACUACACAACCACAGCCUUGUGUGGGAGGAGACUCUUCUGGACAACCUGCUGAACUUUGCUGCCACUCCUAGAGGAGUGCUUCUCCUGCAGCAGACAGGAGCCCUCAGCGAGUGCGUCUCCUACAUGUUCUCACGCUUCACCCAGAAACUCCAGGUGAGCUGCUGUGAGAAGUCUGGCUAUGGCGUGAUGGUGACCCAGGUGGCAGCUACUGCCCCGGGUGUGCGGGCUCUACACAGCUCAGGGUUCGUGCAGGCCCUGGUGGUGGAGAUGUGGGCGGCGCUGGAGUGCGGCAGGGAGGACGUAAGGAUGGUCCAGCCCAGGUCCGCCCCUAUGGACCCGGUCGACAGGAGCUGCCUCAAGUCCCUUGUGUCCCUGGUGAAUGUGCUGUCCUCCGGCCACGCUGUGUGGGAGCUCCUUUGGAAGCAGCCCCUCCCGAACAUGCCUGACUACAGCCUCAGAGAGAUACCCACCUCCAUACCCGACCUAAUUGAUCGCCUGAUCGCUGUGAAUUCAGACGAGAAAAUUCAUUCCCUUUUCAACUACGAACAAUCGCAUGCCUUCGGCCUCAGGUUGUUGAGUGUGCUGUGCUGUAACCUGGACUCCCUGCUCCUGCUGGAGGUGCAGUACGGCCUCUCCACCCUGCUGCUCCUGAACCAGGCAGAGGACGUGACGGAGCACAGCGACGCCAGAGGAGAGUUCAUCAUAGACUGCCUGUCAGUGGAGAGGAACCACAUCCUAGUGAGGAUGAAUGUGAUUGGUGGACCCUCGGAGAGAAGACUUCCACCCAGAGCUCUUCAGAAGGGAUCAGAGCCGUACCCCUGGCCCAUGUUCUCCUCCUACCCAGUACCCAGCUGCUACAGCCUGGAUGCCCCCCAGACCCCCCCCGGCAGGCAGGACUCUGAGCUUGGUGUGUUCCUGGCAUCAUCCCAGGCCGCCCAGCAUGAGGACAGCUGGAUGGAGGUGUGUAGGAGACAGUUCUGCAAGGCCCUGACUACCAGACCCCACUCCCUCACUGGAGAAGUGCUGGCCGACCUUCUGGAGAAUGUGGUGAUGCACCUGUCCUCCUGUCCAAUGGAACGCUUCUUCCCUCCCACCCAGUACAAAGUGGAGGAUCAUAGGGUGAAGACUGUCAGCCUGUCACCUGUCCAACGGCUGGGCAUAAACACUUGUCUCAGGUACGGCCAUUAUCUCAAGCUGCUGGGAGACAGCAGUGAGGAGGGCCUGAUUCUGCUGCUGAAACACUGCCACCUUUUCCUGUCAGAGCAGACGACAUCGCUCACGUCCCCCCUCUCCGCUCUGCAGGGGGGGUACCCAGGUCAUGACUGGCUGGCCUCCACCCUCUACCUCCUCAUGAGGGGGGACCCCCAGCGCACCCUCAGCCUGCUCCUCCACCUCUCCACCCUGCUCACCUCCGCCUUCCUCUGGCCCCCCCGGCUCCACACAUCGGUGCACCUGUCCCCGGAGGUGGCAGAGUCAGGCAUCCACCCAGCGUACUGGUGCACAGCCCACUACGUGGAGAUGCUGCUGAAGACAGAGGUGCCUCUGGUCUCAUCUGCAUUCAGGAUGUCUGGGUUCACUCCUUCACAGAUAUGUAUGCAGUGGCUGGGCCAGUGUUUCUGGAACUACCUGGACUGGAGCGAGGUGUGUGUGUACGUGUGCACAUGUGUGGUGAUGGGAGCCGACUACCAGGUGUACAUGUGCGUGGCCGUGCUCAAACAUCUGCAGCAUCUCAUCCUCCAGCACACACACGCUCAGGACCUGCAGCUCUUCCUCAAGGAGGAUCCAAUCCAGGACUUCAGAGUCAGCAACUAUUUGGAGUACAUGGAGGGGCUGGAGAGAAACUACCGGAGCCUGGUGCUUCCUGACAUGAAGAACAUCACUAGUAGGAUCAGCUAGUUGACUUGCAAUAAACCACUGAACAUCAGGCAAAAGAAAAAGCUAGCCGGCUAGCUAUGAACUCCUCAGACCCUCACUAGCAUUCUAAACGAUCUGGUUGGCUAUGAAAGGACUGAAGCCAUCGUGCACACAGCCCUGGCACAGGUGUUGAGAAGCCAGAGAGGUUUGAACCGGGGGUCCUUGUUAAACAUGAAAGCCAUGCCUGAAGCUUGAGCCUUGCUCUCUGUGGUCGGCCACAUGGCCCGAGACCUCUGUGUCUGGUCCGCUAGCCAGGUUACUGAUCCAGGCAUCUCAGGACGCAGGGUCCACAGCCUGUAGCAGGCCUCAGCUGCAUCCACAGCCCGGCAGGAUGAAAAGGAUUGGCGUGUUCAGUUCUCUACCGUACGUCUCGUACUCUAGGAGCCCCGUGGCUUUUCUACCACUUCUUUAUUCCAUUUUCUCUUAACUGGCUAAAAAGGAUGUAGACGAGUAGCUGUGGACGUGUGCUGGUGUUACUAUCAUGUAUGAAACAACGAGUGUGUAUUAGUCUGGAUGAUGACGUUCUGUAAUGCAUGACGAUGACUUGGCGAUGUUAGAAGUCGUGGAUGCUUGUUUAAAUAAAGCUUGGAA
This is a messenger RNA of Osmerus eperlanus (European smelt), 4560 nucleotides long. RefSeq names its product TBC1 domain family, member 32 (gene tbc1d32). Gene Ontology annotation, biological process: Golgi to plasma membrane protein transport. Bases 37 to 3951 code for a protein of 1304 amino acids. The transcript has 33 exons. Gene Ontology annotation, cellular component: trans-Golgi network. The record is from RefSeq and is a predicted model, not a curated record. Lineage: Eukaryota; Metazoa; Chordata; Actinopteri; Osmeriformes; Osmeridae.